Messenger RNA from Zalophus californianus (California sea lion), 3181 nucleotides. It is a transcript of the gene RBM25, whose product is annotated as RNA binding motif protein 25. Bases 260 to 2848 code for a protein of 862 amino acids. Lineage: Eukaryota; Metazoa; Chordata; Mammalia; Carnivora; Otariidae. The record is from RefSeq and is a predicted model, not a curated record. Gene Ontology annotation, cellular component: spliceosomal complex. Gene Ontology annotation, biological process: mRNA processing; regulation of alternative mRNA splicing, via spliceosome. The transcript has 20 exons. Gene Ontology annotation, molecular function: mRNA binding.
GCCGGGCAAGAGGAAGACCUCCAGAAGCUCCCCGCGCUGCGCGGCUGUGUUUGCGGCCUGUGCGAGUAGGCGCUUCGGCACCAGUCUCCCGGCGAGCUGCGCCGAGAAACCUCGAACGGGUGGACCCCACUCGUAACCUGGAGCUCGGAACACCGCGAAGACCGUACUGUUUCCUCAGCGGCGGGAGUCUAUCCUGAAUUUAGAUCGUGUACAUUUUGGGAACUUAUUUUAGAAAAGAUCUAAGUUUUAAAAAUUCUCAAUGGACAGACAGAGAAAAGAGGGUCUUUGCCAACUCCUUUGGACCGCUGCAGUAAGAAUGUCUUUCCCCCCUCAUUUGAAUCGCCCUCCCAUGGGAAUCCCAGCACUCCCGCCAGGGAUCCCGCCCCCACAGUUUCCUGGUUUUCCUCCACCUGUACCUCCAGGGACCCCAAUGAUUCCUGUACCAAUGAGCAUUAUGGCUCCUGCUCCAACUGUUUUAGUACCAACUGUGUCCAUGGUUGGAAAGCAUUUGGGAGCAAGAAAGGAUCACCCAGGCUUAAAGGCUAAAGAAAAUGAUGAAAAUUGUGGUCCCACUACUACAGUUUUUGUUGGCAACAUUUCUGAGAAAGCCUCAGACAUGCUUAUAAGACAGCUGCUUGCUAAAUGUGGUUUGGUUUUAAGCUGGAAGAGAGUACAAGGUGCAUCUGGAAAACUUCAAGCCUUUGGCUUCUGUGAGUAUAAGGAACCUGAGUCUACCCUCCGUGCACUCAGGUUAUUGCAUGACCUGCAGAUUGGAGAAAAGAAGCUCCUUGUUAAAGUUGAUGCAAAGACAAAGGCACAACUAGAUGAAUGGAAAGCAAAGAAGAAAGCUUCUAAUGGGAAUGCGAGGCCAGAAACUGUCACUAAUGAUGAUGAAGAAGCAUUAGAUGAAGAAACAAAGAGAAGAGAUCAGAUGAUCAAAGGGGCCAUUGAAGUUUUAAUACGAGAAUACUCUAGUGAGCUCAAUGCCCCCUCACAAGAAUCUGACUCUCACCCCAGGAAGAAGAAGAAGGAGAAGAAGGAGGACAUUUUCCGCAGAUUUCCAGUGGCCCCACUGAUCCCUUACCCACUCAUCACUAAGGAGGAUAUAAAUGCUAUAGAAAUGGAAGAAGACAAAAGAGAUCUGAUAUCCCGAGAGAUCAGCAAAUUCAGAGACACACACAAGAAACUGGAAGAAGAGAAAGGCAAAAAGGAGAAAGAAAGACAGGAAAUUGAGAAAGAACGGAGAGAAAGAGAGAGGGAGCGUGAAAGGGAACGAGAAAGGCGAGAACGGGAACGAGAAAGGGAAAGAGAACGUGAACGAGAAAAAGAGAAAGAACGGGAGCGGGAACGAGAACGAGAUAGGGAUCGUGACCGGACAAAAGAAAGAGACCGUGACCGGGACCGAGAGAGAGACCGGGACCGCGAUCGGGAAAGGAGCUCGGAUCGGAAUAAGGAUCGGAGUCGAUCAAGAGAAAAGAGCAGAGAUCGUGAAAGGGAACGGGAGCGAGAAAGAGAGAGAGAGAGAGAACGGGAACGAGAAAGAGAACGAGAGCGAGAGAGAGAGCGAGAAAGGGAACGGGAACGAGAGAGAGAGAAAGACAAGAAGCGCGACCGAGAAGAAGAUGAAGAAGAUGCUUACGAACGAAGGAAACUUGAAAGAAAACUCCGAGAAAAAGAAGCUGCUUACCAAGAGCGCCUUAAGAAUUGGGAAAUCAGAGAACGGAAGAAAACCCGGGAGUAUGAGAAAGAGGCCGAAAGAGAAGAAGAAAGAAGAAGAGAAAUGGCAAAAGAAGCUAAAAGACUAAAAGAAUUCUUAGAAGAUUAUGAUGAUGAUAGAGAUGAUCCCAAAUAUUACAGAGGAAGCGCUCUUCAGAAAAGGUUGCGUGAUAGGGAAAAGGAAAUGGAAGCUGAUGAACGGGAUAGGAAGAGAGAGAAGGAAGAGCUAGAGGAAAUCAGGCAGCGCCUUCUGGCUGAAGGGCACCCAGAUCCAGAUGCAGAGCUCCAAAGGAUGGAACAAGAGGCUGAAAGGCGCAGACAACCACAAAUAAAGCAAGAACCUGAAUCAGAGGAAGAAGAAGAAGAAAAGCAAGAAAAAGAAGAAAAACGAGAGGAACCCAUGGAAGAGGAGGAAGAGCCGGAGCAAAAGCCCUGUCUCAAACCAACUCUGAGGCCCAUCAGUUCUGCCCCAUCUGUUUCCUCUGCCAGUGGCAAUGCAACCCCCAACACUCCUGGGGAUGAGUCUCCAUGUGGUAUUAUUAUUCCUCAUGAAAAUUCACCAGAUCAACAACAACCGGAGGAACAUAGGCCAAAAAUAGGACUAAGUCUUAAACUGGGUGCUUCCAAUAGUCCUGGUCAACCUAAUUCUGUGAAGAGAAAGAAACUCCCCGUAGAUAGUGUCUUUAACAAAUUUGAGGACGAAGACAGUGAUGAUGUACCCCGAAAAAGGAAACUGGUUCCCUUGGAUUAUGGUGAAGAUGAUAAAAAUGCUGCCAAAGGCACUGUAAACACUGAAGAAAAGCGCAAACACAUUAAGAGUCUCAUUGAGAAAAUUCCUACAGCCAAACCUGAGCUCUUUGCUUAUCCCUUGGAUUGGUCUAUUGUGGAUUCUAUAUUGAUGGAACGACGGAUUAGACCAUGGAUUAAUAAGAAAAUUAUAGAAUACAUAGGUGAAGAAGAAGCUACAUUAGUUGAUUUUGUUUGUUCUAAGGUUAUGGCUCAUAGUUCACCUCAGAGCAUUUUAGAUGACGUUGCCAUGGUACUUGAUGAAGAAGCAGAAGUUUUUAUAGUCAAAAUGUGGAGAUUAUUGAUAUAUGAAACAGAAGCCAAGAAAAUUGGUCUUGUGAAGUAAAACUCUUUUUACCUUUAGAGUUCUGUUUCAAUUUUCUUCUUCUUUCCCACCUUUCAGAGGACUUUGGCUUUUUCUUUGUCUUCAAAGACAUUUGUGAGAUCUGUAAUUUUUUUUUUAAUGUAGAAAAUGUGAAUUUUUUUUGUCCUCUAAUUUGUUGAUGCCCUGUGUACUCCCUUGGUUGUAAAGACAUCUGAAUCCUGCCUUGGUUCUCUUUAUACUCACCAGGUACAGAUUACUGGUAUGUUUUAUAAGCCGCAGCUACUGUAUACAGCCUAUCUGAUAUAAUCUUGUUCUGCUGAUUUAUUUCUUGUAAAUAUUAAAAUGACUCCCCAA